AGCAGCGCUGUGUGUUUCGCCGGGGGCAGCAGGAGGGCGGCUUCCCCGCCUCAAUAGUGCCCGGGGAGCCGCCGUCCUUGCCUUGGCGGUGAGGCCAGGGAAAAGUGGCAGGAGGCACCAACGGCCCAGGUGCUCCGCAGCCCGGGUUUGCCCUUCAGCGCGGUGCGAGCCCCGGCUGGCGCUCGGAACCGAGGGGAACGGGGAACAGCGCCCUGAGAAGCGGGGGUUUGAUAGGUUUAAAAAUGUCUGAUCUGAAAGAUAUUGUACACAGAGCCCAUUGUAUUGAAACCCUGCUGUCUGAGAACAAUUUGCAAGAUAUUGAGGAUCAUCUUAAAGAACUUGCAGAUGUUGAUAUGACUGUAGAAUAUCUCCAGGGGACAGAAGUUACCAAGGCUGUAUAUAGAGUACUCAAGAGCUGCCCUUCAGGAGAGUUGAAAAAGAAAGCAAAGCAGUUAUUGUCAAGGUGGAAAACACUUUACAAGAAUAACUGUGCUCAGUCAUUGCAAGUUAAAAAGUCCGUUUCUGUGGAUCUGAAAGAAGAAAUUGAGCAUCUCAAUGUAGUUCCUAGAGAGCAGUUGCUGUCUGAAGGACCAUGUCAGCAGGAGGCGUUAGAUGGUACUAAUUCCAACACUUUGGUCCCAUCACAGACUGUUAAAAAUGUGGUACAUAGCAAUGCAGAAGGCAGUAUUAAUCAGCAUUCUUCUUCCGAGGAACAACACAGUGUUGAUGAAGAUUCUGAAUCUGUUGUUAGCGAAGCCAGUCUGCAGCAGGAUCUGAUGAAAGCUCUGAGGUGUAAGUGUGUGGAUCUUCUUUACAAAGCUUUGAUUGGUUCUGCCAAGGAUGAAGAAGAAACUGUUAAAUGGCUAGAGUUAGCUAAAGAAAUUGAAAAACAUAUUUUUGCUCUUCAUGCUAAAAAUGAUAAAAAGUAUAAAAAUUGCAUCAGAAGUAAAAUCUCUAACCUUAAGAACCCUAAAAGUUGCCACUUAAAGCAUAACCUUUUUUCAGGAACUUUGAGCCCAAAGGCUUUUGCUGAGAUGACAGUGAUGGAAAUGGCCAGUGAUGAACUGAAACAGCUCAGGGCUCUGUACACAAAAUCGUCUGUUCAGGAACAUCAGCUUCCACAGGUGAUUAAUGGCACACAGACAAACAAAAUAAAGUGCAGGCGCUGUGAAAAAUUUGAUUGCACUGUCACUAUGAUUGCCAGGGGAACUCUCUUCCUUCCAGCUUGGGUAAGAAACACAAACCCAGAUGAACAAAUGUUGACGUACGUUAUUUGUAAUGGAUGUGGAGAACAGUGGUACCACAGCAGAUGGAUUUGUUUGUAAUGCUGUCCCUCUAUAAUAAAGGGCUUGGAAAGGUGUGUGAAAACUUACCUCUGUUGAAACUCUGUAAUUUUAAAUUCUGUGCUGAUGCUGUGUGGGUACUGCCACUAAAAACUGCAAAAUCAGUUUUAAAAACCUGCUAAUGUAUUUUUAAAGUGGGCUUGAAUGGAUUUCACAUAUUUUUAAGUAAUGUAAAUAUGUAAAGAAAUAAAGGGUAAAAGGAAAAAAUGGUUACACUGUAUGUGAGUGGAAUAUUUGCUAGUAAAUCCAUUAAAAUUAUUCCAAGUGCUGAGUUUUUCCUGAAGGGACAGGAUAUUUGGAAAUUUUUUUUUAACUUCAGGAGGAGUUCUUUCACGGAACAUAAGUUUCAUUUACAGUCAAUAAUUUACUGUUUCUAAAGCUGCAGUUCACAUACUUAUGUGCAUUGCAGAAUGUUCAGCAUGGAUUCACUCCUUAAUUAAAUCACUUUUUGUAAGCAAGUGUUAGAUUAUUAAGUUGAUCUGAGAGGUGAUUUCUAACAGGGAAAAAAGAAACUGAAAGUAGAGCAUUAAAGGGGGUAAAAAGCAGCUAGCAAAUGAAAGCAAGAAUGAGAUUCUGCUUUAGUGUUUUUAGCUAUUAGAAGGAAAACAGGACUUGUGACAGUCUAUCAGUAUGCAGGCUGGAUUUACAAUGUAAGAUGGUGUGUCCUGCUACUGCAAAGAAAUUAGUGCAGGAUCAGACAAUUAUUUCAGAACAUACUGAAAUUUUACAUCAUUUAAUGUAAUAUUUUGUAGAUAUAUUAUUGGAUGUGUGUUUAUUUAAUGUAUAAAAUUAAUAGGAGUGGAUAUCCUCUCUGGAACUGGGACAUCUGUCCUGAACUGAAAAAAUUAUUGUUUCUAUAUAGCACCCAUUACCCACAACCAAUGAAUAGAAGGAAAUCCAAUAGCAGAAGGUUUUAUACAUAUUUUUGUUCCAGAGUCAACAGGAUUCUCACUCAUCGUUCACUAGAAGUAUUUAUUUAGAAAAAAAAAAAUCUCACUAAAGGAAGUGACCUGUAUCUUUUACACAACAGGCAUUUAGCACUUCAAGGUUAAAAUGUAUCAGCAGAGCAGAGAAACCUGCUGAGUGUUUGCUGGAGGAAUUGAGGGCAGUUCUGCCCCAUCUGACUGUGACACAGCUGAGGCUGGCCAGCUCCUCUGGGUUGAGCUGCAUGACCUCUCAGAGAAAGGAACUGGAGGCAUGACAUUAGAAAAUAGAUAUUGGUGAACUAAAUGCCAGCCAGGACUGAAAGACAGGCCUUUAUCUGUAUAUGGGAAAAUUUAUGUGUAACCUGAUGUUGCAAAGAGACACCUAAAGUAUUCUACUGAAAAAAAAGAUGAAAAAUCUUUCUCUUCUGUGAAGAGAAAGCAGCAUUACUUUCAGCAGCAUUAGUUAGAUGUUUAACAUGUAAAAACAUGCGGUUUUGGGGAAUUGCACUGAUGUAAAAUGUACAUUAAAGCUUUAGGCCAGACCCCAAGUGUUCAGCUGUGUAACCAGGGAGUUACUAUGUGGCCUUCCUUCCCAGCCCUUACUUGUGUGCUGCAAUUGAUGCUGAUGAGUAGUCCUGCUUUAGUGGCAGCACUUUUGUGUAAAGUAUUAUUGUUAGCUUUCAGUGAGACUACAGGAGAGCAAACACUCCUGUGUUAGUGGAUGACAGCCAGCGCAGGAUUGUGUGCAGUCAUUUUGAAGGUCAUGGUCCUGUUGAGGAGAGCUUUAUGCCAGCAUUGUGCUGUGUCAGAACACCAUGUAGCAAAAGACUUUUUAGCUCUGAACAACUUAUAAAUAAUUUCUGCCUGCAGUUGGUUUUAAAGCCAUUCCAGUAAUGUACAGCUCAUCCAAGUUUUAUCUUGGCAAAGGGAAAUAUUACAAGGCGUGGGGAGUCUUUCUGACUGAAUAUAUUUCAAGGGUAAAAUUUGUAUCUGUAACACUGACUACAUUUGUGACAUAAUAUGUAACAUCAUUUUCUUUUGAACUGCCCAUCACUAAAUGUGUAACUGUGCAGGCUUAAAAUAUUUGGCUGGCUAAGAUUAUAUGCUAUAUUACAUGCUUUGUCCCAAAAUGUACUUAAAAAGCCAGCUUGCAACUACAUAGUGUGUACAACAGCAGGAGGGUGUGGAUCACUGGAGUACAGGAAGUGGAGUCCAGAAACAAAAGAAAAGCCUUGAAAAAUGAGAUGCUUUUAUAUUGUUGAAGUCAUUUUUUAUUCCGGGUGAGAAAAAGCUCUCUGGACUUUUUUAAGCAGAGACCAUUAAUUUGGGUGUGAUGUUUAGCAUGUCUGUGCUGCUACUCCUACAAGGAAUAUAUGUCUGUAGAGGUGCUUCCAGCAAACACAGGACAAAUAUAUACUGAACAAGGCUAAAGUCUGUAUUUGUCUCCAGGGGGUUUUCCAGAAAGGCUGCAAGUUCAGCUCCUUGAAUCCUGUGAUUUAACAGUGGCAAUAAAGUCUUAAACAUAAAUUACUCUCAAAGAUCAAGCAGUCUGUAGCUGCAGAACUUGUGAUACUUCUAUAUCUGAAGUGCUCUAUUAAUUGUAGUUAAUGCCACUCCCUUAACACCAGUAACAAAACUCCUUCUGGUUCCUGGAGAUCCCCUGCCAGAUCCACUUCCAUCUGUUCUGUUGAGUGCCUUUUCUAUCUCUGUCGUAUUCCUCAUACUGUUCACUUUUUAGGGAGGUACUCAGCUGCCAUUUGUUGCUUAUAACUCUUUCUUCUUUUCAAAACCAAAAGGAAAUUUUUGCUGUUUAUUUUUCAUUUAAAGUGUAUUUCCUUCCAAAUGCUGUGCUAUCUACAUUUGCUACUAAAGCAAAGAAUUGCAGCUCUUUAAACAAAAAAAACAGCUCUUUUUUUGUGCCAAGCCUGAUAACAGGCUGUGGUUAAGGAGCAAAUAUUACAGUCCUUCAGGGAAUCUUCAGGGUGUAAUGGUCCAAUUCACUGACUGCCUGGAAGAUAAGGAAAAAAACAAGAGCACUUUGAUAAUUUCUUGGAUUGCUUGGGAGCUGGCUUGCUGCAUUCUGGUAUUAAGAGAGCCAUAAAUGACUUCAUAUCCCCUUAUUUUGUACUGUUGUAAUUCAGCCAAGAAGUGACAAAGUAAUGUUUUACUGAGGCCAUGUCAUCACUUGCCAGGAUGGGACAUAGUCUCCUAGCCAGCUACAGAUAGUAAAAAGUAUUCUUCACAAGCUCUUAUUAUAAGAGAGCUUUGCUGAUACAGAACUUCCUCCCACUCACAGAAAGUUGCCCUUUAUUUGCCAUUGGAUAUUUUUUGUGCUGCUCUCUCUGACAUGGCAUAACAACAUGAAUGCACCUCUGUGAACAAAAUCCCUAAAGUGCUAAGUCAGCUUUCAGAUGAAGGUGCAUGUGAGGGAGCAGCAAGACUGGGUUGCUGCACAGGGGGAGGCGAGCCAGGGGCGGAUGGCGGGUGACAAGGCGUGCAGGGACAAUGGCUUCAGUUGUAAGGGUCACUGUCUGGCAAACAAGAGCAAGGCAGUUCUGGUGACAAUGAUCUGCCAAAACUCCAGUGGGAACUGGGCAAGUCUGGGGACAUGCUGUCAGAAUUUAAACAGGUGUGACUUUGGUGUACUUGUUUCAAACUGCAUCCUAACUGGGCAUGUUCUUCUGUCUGACCUCAGGACUGGCAGGUGAGCUUCAUGUGACCAGCCCUAUCAGGGGCAUUAUUUAUUCUACAAUUUAUGUUGUGCUGUAGCAACUGUUGGGUUUGUUACAUACAUGGUAUACAACUGAGUGGACAGAAGGAAAAGGGCCUUCAGUUCCUGAUCCUCAAGCACUCAUGCAUGUGUAUUAACCAUGAGAGUGACCCUACAAUGCUCCAUUGUGCCUAUAAAAUUAUGAGCAUAGUAGCCAUGGUUACACCAUGGUUCUUUUCUAUUUUCUUAUAUGUUCCCAUGUAAAGGAAAUAAAAAUACAUCCUUUCUGAGAA
Messenger RNA from Zonotrichia albicollis (white-throated sparrow), 5272 nucleotides. It is a transcript of the gene TCEANC, whose product is annotated as transcription elongation factor A N-terminal and central domain containing. Gene Ontology annotation, cellular component: nucleus. Lineage: Eukaryota; Metazoa; Chordata; Aves; Passeriformes; Passerellidae. Gene Ontology annotation, biological process: DNA-templated transcription. The record is from RefSeq and is a predicted model, not a curated record.